Portunus trituberculatus (swimming crab) is the source of this 2172-nucleotide messenger RNA. Its product is annotated as beta-galactosidase-1-like protein 2. The record is from RefSeq and is a predicted model, not a curated record. Gene Ontology annotation, biological process: carbohydrate metabolic process. Gene Ontology annotation, cellular component: vacuole. Gene Ontology annotation, molecular function: beta-galactosidase activity. NCBI's taxonomy places the organism in Eukaryota, Metazoa, Arthropoda, Malacostraca, Decapoda, Portunidae.
ACUCGCCACCCAGCCACCCAGCCACCCAACCUGCCCACCUGCCGUAAAUUCCCUACCGCGACACAAGCGUAGUCUUUCCUCUACACGACUCCACGCCCUCAACAUGCGUCCCUUCGGCUGCGUCCUGGCGGCCUGUUUCCUCCUCCUGCAGGGGAGUGAGGCGGUGAGUUACUAUGAGCACUACGCACCGGACAGCGUGGUGAGCGAGGGCUUGGUGGCGGAGGGCAGCACUUUCACUCUUAACGGAAAGCCCAUCCUUAUCUUCUCCGGCGCCUUCCAUUACUUCCGCGUCCACCCCGCUUACUGGCGCGACACCUUCAGGAAGAUGCGCGCGGCGGGACUCAACACGGUGGAGACGUACACUCCCUGGAACCUGCACGAACCGCGUCAGGGGGAGUUUGACUUUGGCCAGCUUGGAGAAAGCAUGUCUCCUUUCCUGGACAUCCGCUCCUUCCUGCAGAUGGCGAAGGAGGAGGAUCUCUUUGUCAUCUUCCGGCCGGGCCCUUACAUCUGUUCUGAGUGGGAAUUCGGUGGUAUGCCCAGCUUCCUCCUGCGGGACUAUACGAUGCAGGUGAGGACGUACUACGAAGGCUUUAGGAAGGCCGCCGCAGCCUACUUCGACGCCCUGUUGCCUCUUGUGGUCGAUUUGCAGUUUACUCGCGGUGGCCCAAUCAUCGCGGUUCAGGUUGAGAACGAGUAUGGUCACUUUGGCUACGAAUCAGACCCUCGGGACAUGCUGUACCUGGAGUUCCUGAGAGACAACAUGAUCGAGAAUGGCUUCCACGAGUCUCUCUUCUUCACCUCAGACACGCCCACAGGCACACAGGACCUUGGUGCUAUUCCCGGAGUGCUAAUGACCGCGAACUUCAACAGUGACGUGGAGGAUAACCUAGACCUACUGAAGGAGAUGCAGCCCAACCGACCCCUCAUGGUCAUGGAGUUCUGGACUGGCUGGUUCGAUCACUGGCUCUCCGGCGUUCACGUCACCAUGGCCCCUGAACGUUACGCGGACCUCUUCGAGAGAAUUAUGAAGUACAAUUCCUCUAUCAAUAUGUACAUGUUCAUCGGAGGCACCAGUUUCGGCUUCAUGGCGGGAGCGAACACCCUGGACGUGUGGCCCAAGUACGCGCCUGACGUCUCUUCCUACGACUACGACGCGGUGCUGACAGAGGCUGGGGACUACACGGCUAAGUACAACCUGACCAUGGAGAUCAUCAAUAAGUACAACCCGCUCACUGGUAUAGUGGAUCACCCUACCCGCCCCGCAGCGCCCAAGACGGCUUACCCUUCAGUAGACAUCACAGAGGCCCUCUCCCUACCCACUCUCGUCUCUCAGCUCGAGAGCAUUGAGACCUUCGAGGGCCCUGUCAACAUGGAAGCACUGCCCAUCAACAACAACAACGGCCAGGCGCACGGGUACAUCCUCUACUCCACCAACGUCCAUCUCAAUCCUGAUGCCAAGCUCAAAAUCCGUGGCCACGUGAGGGACAUGGCGCAGGUCAUAGUGGACGGCGAGGUCAUCACCAAGCCUUACGCCAAACCAGGUGACGUCAGCGGGUUUGGUUUCUGGAAUGGAAGAGACCAAGAACUCACUCUGCCUGGAAGCAACGCCUUGGCAGAGCUGUCCAUCCUGGUGGAGAAUCUUGGGAGGGUCAACUACGGCAAACCCCACAAGUUCCACCAGAAGAAGGGACUGUGGGAGGGUCCUGUACUGGUGGAUUCUCUUCAGCUGGACGAGUGGAAGACGACCCCGCUAGAGUUCAAGACCAGCCAGAUCAAUAGUCUGACAGGUUGGUCUCCCUUCAACGGCUCCUUGUCCUCGCCUGCCAUGUACCGAGGCGUGCUGGAGGUGUCUGGAGAGCCGCAAGACACCUGGGUGGACAUGAGGACCUGGGGGAAGGGUGUUGUCUUCAUCAACGGGUUUAACUUGGGUCGCUUCUGGCAUCCCGGACCCACCAAGACGCUGUACCUGCCGGCGCCACUGCUGAAGGAGGGAGCCAACGAGGUGGUGGUCUUCGAGCAGUACACAGCUGCCUCCGAGAUUGUCUUCAGUGACGUGCCCAUCUUGCAAUGAGCCAAGGAAAAGCUGUCCAGGGAAGCACAAGACAGACCAGCCUGAGUUCACCAGCUGGUGUUAGUGUUAAUUGAAAUUUAAUGAAGAAAUAUGCAAGA